Molecule: messenger RNA, 1374 nt
Organism: Lycium barbarum (goji berry)
Lineage: Eukaryota; Viridiplantae; Streptophyta; Magnoliopsida; Solanales; Solanaceae
Product: pentatricopeptide repeat-containing protein At1g62350-like
Exons: 3
Coding region: 47-781 (244 amino acids)
Biological process (GO): Group II intron splicing; chloroplast organization
Molecular function (GO): protein binding; RNA binding
Source: RefSeq, a predicted model, not a curated record
CAGGCUUCUUGUUAGUUACCUUCUCAAUUUACUUUUCGCCUUAAUAAUGGCCCUUGGAAUUCAAUUUUCUCAAAUGGGUUUUCUUCAAAUUUCAAGAACCCAACUCAAUUAUACGGUUUCAAUGAGAAAGCAGCAGAAAACAACAGUGUGUGGGUUGAGAAAUGGGCCAAGAAAACCCAUGUGGAGGUCAAGGGUAUUGUCAUCAGAGGCAAUGCAAGCUGUGCAGUCUCUGAAAUUAGCAGCAACAUCACCUCACAAAUUAGAAGAGAUGUUGGAAAACAAACUUAGUAGGCUAUUGAAGGCUGAUGUAUUAGACACCUUGACUGAGUUGCAAAGACAAAAUCAACUUCACUUGGCUCUCAAGGUGUUCAACUUUGUCAGGAACGAGGAGUGGUACAUACCAGAUAUAUCUGUGUUCAAUAGUAUGAUAAUGAUGCUGGGCAGAAACAAAUUCAUUGAAAUGGCUGAACAACUCCUUGUGCACAUUAUGAAAGAAGGCCUACAGCCAGAUAGCAGAACCUAUACUGAGCUGAUUGGGGCAUACUUUAGAGUAGAUCUCAUAGAGAAGGCAAUGGAAAUGUAUGAACUGAUGAAGAUAUCAGGACUUUUCCCAGAUAAGUUGACUAUGAGUAUUUUGAUAAGGAACCUUGAAAAGGCUGAAGAGAAAGAGCUUGUGGUAAGAGUAAAGAAAGAAUGCGCCAACUAUAUUGACUAUCCAGAGAAAUUUCUAAAAGAAAUUGAAAGUACCAAUUUCAAGCGCAGGUCACUCGACCUUGUCUGAAUUGUUGAAAUUAUCUACAACAGCUUACGGGUACUACCCUUCCCAUGUGGACCUUUUGUGGCAUUUGGUGACGUAUAAACCUAUUGGAAAGCAAGAGCAUGAUAGGCUAUUGUUGUUUAUCCGCAUGUACAUGGAGGCGUUUGUUAUCUUAAUGAGGACUGUAUUGUGGGUUAGGAGCAGCUGUCCAGGGAAGUGCACCCAUUGGGUGCUGAUCUAUUGUCAGUGAAGUUGAGCAAUAGGUGAUUGUAGCAUUUCCAACUCCUGUACAGAAAGCAUUUGUUUGUUUCAGCUAAUGUACCUUUUGGGGAGUUGCUUGGUAUGCUGACGAGAAAAUUGUAUGGUAGUACGAAUUGCAAGUAAUACAUAAGACAUGUGGAUCAUAUCUUGGAAUGUUUGAUUGCUCGUACUGAAGCACGAGAUAUAUGGAGUAUGUACAAUGUUAUUUCACAAAAGAAGCGCAAGUUGGCCACUUUUGGGGCGUGUGAUUGAAAAAUAACAGUAUUGUGAAGAAGAAAAUUAGCCACUUUUUGAUGCGAAUGUAAGAUACGGACAAAAGUACCUCAAAUUAAAAAAGUGGCGUGCUUCUUCAUCUA